Labrus bergylta (ballan wrasse) is the source of this 10031-nucleotide messenger RNA. Lineage: Eukaryota; Metazoa; Chordata; Actinopteri; Labriformes; Labridae. The record is from RefSeq and is a predicted model, not a curated record.
UUGAGAUCGGAUAAUAUGCCGGACAGGAAGAGUAGAGGACGGCUGCUGCAGUUGGCCGUGGCUCUGGUGGCCUUGCUGUCGCUCUGCGCCGAGCUUGGAGACUUUGCAGAAGUGCUGGAGACCGGGGACAGCGAGCUGGUGACCAAGCAGACCGACUCCAGAGCCAGCAGGGCCAAGAGGAGAGGAGGGUCAGACGUCCUCAGAGGACCAAAUGUUUGUGGCUCAAGGAACAACGCCUACUGCUGCCCAGGCUGGAAGACUCUGACUGGAGGGAACCAGUGCAUUGUUCCAAUCUGCCGGAGCACAUGUGGAGAUGGAUUUUGCUCCAGACCCAACAUGUGCACCUGCCCAAACGGCCAGAUCUCUUCAUCCUGUGGAUCCAAGUCAGUACAACACUGUAAUAUUCGUUGUAUGAACGGGGGAUCGUGUGCUGAAGACCACUGCCUGUGUCAGAAAGGCUACGUGGGAAACCACUGCGGUCAACCGGUUUGUGAAAAUGGCUGUCAGAACGGAGGACGGUGUGUGGCUCCCAACAGAUGUGUGUGUACUUACGGCUUCACCGGGGCUCAGUGUGAGAGAGAUUACCGUACUGGGCCAUGCUUCGCCUCGGUGAAUAACCAGAUGUGUCAAGGCCAGCUCACAGGCAUUGUGUGCACAAAGACUUUGUGCUGCGCCACAGUGGGACGGGCGUGGGGUCACCCCUGUGAGAUGUGCCCUGCUCAGCCUCAGCCCUGUCGGAGAGGGUUCAUACCAAACCACCGCACCGGGGCGUGCCAAGAUGUGGAUGAGUGCCAGGCCAUCCCUGGCAUCUGUCAAGGAGGAAACUGUAUCAACACAGUGGGAUCCUUUGAAUGUAAAUGCCCCGCUGGGCACAAGUUCCACGAGGUCACACAAAAAUGUGAAGAUCUGGAUGAGUGUGCAAACAUUCCUGGUCUCUGUGGCGUAGGUGAAUGCUCUAAUACUGUUGGCAGCUACUUCUGCAAGUGUCCACAGGGAUAUUAUACCUCUGUGGAUGGAUCCAGGUGUAUAGAUGCUCGUGGCGGGUUUUGCUACGCUAGCCUGCUGAAUGGGCGCUGCGCCAACCAAAACUCACAGCCGUUGACUAAAAUGCAGUGCUGCUGUGACAGUGGACGCUGCUGGUCUGAUGGGUCAGCUCCUGAAAUGUGUCCCAUCCGUGGAACAGAGGAGUACCAGAAACUGUGCAUCCAGAUACCUGAUGGCAACGGUGGAGGGUUUGUACCUGGUCGUGUUCCAGGAGGCCCCGACCUACAUCCGUAUCCUGGUCAAACACCUGCUCAAGGUCCUGGCCAGGUGCCCUUAAUUCCUGGUCAAAUUCCCAUCCCGGGUCAAGUACCUGGUCAUAUUCCAGGCCAAUAUCCAGGUCCUUUUCCAGGCCAAUUCCCAGGGCCAGGACAAUAUCCACAAUUUCCAGGACAGCUACCUCUACAGCCUCCGUUGCCAGGUCCCGUUAUCCAAACUCAGAACAUCACCAACAUGUGCCAGGCCUAUCGCAACCUCUGCCUGAAUGGUAGGUGUAUUCCGAUGCCAGGCGUUGGAUAUCGCUGUGAGUGCAACAUGGGCUUCAAGUUGGAUUCGCGAGGAGAAUGCGUAGAUGACGACGAAUGUGAGCGAAACCCUUGUGCACAUGGAGAGUGUGUGAACACGCCCGGGUCUUACAUCUGUCAGUGCCCCGCUGGAUUCCAGACAACAGCAACCAGAACAGAGUGCCGAGAUCUGGAUGAGUGUGUGGCCAACGGUCGAAUCUGCAACAACGGCCGCUGUGUAAACACAGUGGGAAGCUUCCACUGUGUCUGCAAUGCUGGCUUUGAGAUUUCAUCAGAUGGCAAGAACUGUCAAGACCAGGACGAGUGUCUGAUCAGGAAUAUGUGCCUCAAUGGAUUGUGUAUCAAUGAAGAUGGCAGCUUCAAGUGCAUCUGUAAACCUGGAUUCCUGCUGGACACGAGUGGACGCAUGUGUGUAGACAUUGAUGAGUGUGAGACUCCAGGAAUGUGUAUGAACGGCCACUGCCUCAACACGGAGGGAUCCUUCCGCUGUGAGUGUAUGGCCGGGAUGGCUGUUGGCCUGGAUGGACGGGUCUGUGUUGACACGCAUAUGCGCAGUUCUUGUUAUGGUGGCUACAAGCGAGGGCAGUGUGUUAGGCCUUUAUUUGGAGCUGUGACCAAGUCGGAGUGCUGCUGCGCCAGCACAGAGUACGCCUACGGAGAACCCUGCCAACCCUGCCCACCACAAAGCUCUGCUGAGUUCCUGGCUCUGUGCCCCAAUGGGGGUGGCAUAACUGGUGAUGGAAGAGAUAUAAACGAGUGUGCACUCGACCCUGACAUAUGCCAGAAUGGCGUGUGUGAGAAUAUGUUGAGGACCUUCAAAUGUGCCUGCAAUGAAGGAUUUGAAGUAGACCUGACGGGCAAAAACUGUGUUGAUAUUGACGAGUGUCUGAUGAACAGACUGCUGUGUGAAAACGGUCUGUGCAGGAACACACCUGGCAGUUUCACCUGUCAGUGCCCCAAAGGAUACCGGUUUGAUCCUGAGACAGACAUCUGCGAGGAUGUGGAUGAAUGUAAGUCUAGCCCGUGUAUUAAUGGAGACUGUAUGAACAGCCCAGGCUCCUAUGUGUGUUUGUGUACACUCGGCAGUUCUCUAGACAGCUCUGGACUGGAGUGUAUCGAGACAACUAAGAGCACAUGCUGGUUGAAGAUAGUGAAUGAUCGCUGUGAGGUCAACAUCAAUGGGGCGACUCUGAAGUCACACUGCUGCGCUACGCUUGGAGAGGCCUGGAACAGCCCGUGUGCCAAAUGUGAAAAAGAUCCAAUCUGUGGUAAAGGCUUAGCUCGAGUGAAAGGAAAUGUCUGUGAAGAUGUGGAUGAGUGUCAAGUGUUUCCCGGAGUGUGUAUCAAUGGAAAGUGCAUCAACACGCCAGGCUCCUUCUUCUGCCAGUGCCCUCCUGGAAUGACUGUGGAUGUCAGUGGCAGGACGUGCAUUGACCUGCGCACAGAGCAGUGUUACCUCACCCACGAGGACGAGCGCUGUGGGACUCCUAUCUCAGGGAAGCACCGUGUGGACGCCUGCUGCUGCUCGGUGGGUGUAGCCUGGGGCCCCGAGUGUGAUGAAUGUCCUGAGAAGGGAACUCCGGACUACACCCAGCUCUGUCCUCGAGGCCCAGGCUUCUCACACAGGGGCGACUUCAUCAACGGCAGACCUUUCCUUAAAGAUAUAAAUGAAUGCAGGAUGAUAAACACCCUCUGCUCAAAUGGAAGGUGUAGAAACACAAUCGGGAGCUUCCGCUGUCGCUGUGAUAACGGCUACGCCCUGGACUCGGAUGAGAGAAAUUGCACUGACAUCGACGAGUGCCGCAUCUCCCCGGACCUGUGUGGACAAGGCAGGUGUCUUAACACACCAGGAGAUUUUGAAUGCGAGUGCUUCGAAGGCUAUGAAAGUGGCUUCAUGAUGAUGAAGAAUUGCAUGGACAUCGAUGAGUGUGAGAGAAACCCUCUGCUGUGCCGUGGAGGUGAAUGUGAAAACACAGAGGGCAGCUUCCAGUGCAUUUGCCCUGAAGGACACGAGAUCGCCACUGAUGGUUCGGCCUGUCUAGAUAUUAAUGAAUGUGAGUUGAGCGACAGGCUGUGCAGGAACGGCCAAUGUGUCAACAUGAUCGGUCGCUACCAGUGUACCUGUGACACAGGAUACAAAUCUACUGAGAACAGACUGGAAUGUGUCGACAUUGACGAGUGCACUAUAGAGAACGGUGGCUGUGAGACUUUUUGCACCAACUCAGAGGGAAGCUAUGAAUGCAGCUGCCACAUCGGAUACGCCUUGAUGCCGGAUCUGAGAAGCUGCACUGAUAUCGAUGAGUGUGAGGAGAGCCCAGAAAUCUGCGAUGGUGGCCAGUGUACCAACACCCCAGGGACGUACCAGUGUCUGUGCUUUGACGGUUUCAUGUCAUCAGAGGAUAUGAAGUCUUGCCUGGAUGUGGACGAGUGUGAGUUGAACCCAAACAUCUGUCUGAGUGGGAACUGUGAGAACACAAAGGGAUCCUUCAUCUGUCACUGUGAACUGGGAUACUCUGUACGCAAGGGCACCACAGGCUGCACAGAUAUCAAUGAGUGUGAGAUCGGAGCCCAUAAUUGUGACAGGCAAGCCACAUGCACCAACACAGCUGGAAGCUUUAAAUGUAACUGUGCUCCAGGGUGGAUUGGCAACGGCCUCAAAUGCACAGACCUGGAUGAGUGUUCCAAUGGGACACACAUGUGCAGCAACAACGCUGAGUGUCUGAACACCAUGGGUUCAUAUCGCUGUUCAUGCAAGGAAGGAUUCUCUGGAGAUGGAUUCUACUGCUCAGACAGCGAUGAGUGUGCAGAGAACGGCAACCUGUGUGAGAGCGGCCACUGUCUUAAUCUGCCUGGAGGAUACCGCUGUGAAUGUGACAUGGGCUUCAUCCCCACUGUGGACGGCAAAGCCUGUGAAGACAUAGAUGAAUGUACCUUUGCUGACAUCUGUGUCAACGGACGCUGCAGGAACAUCCCAGGGCUUUUUAGAUGUGAAUGUAACAUCGGUUAUGAACUUGACAGGAGUGGAGGCAACUGCACAGAUAUCAAUGAGUGUAUAGACCCGACCAUCUGUAUUAAUGGAAUCUGUGUCAACAUCCCUGGAAGCUACCACUGUAACUGCCCUGCAGACUUUGAACUCAACCCCACACGAGUGGGCUGUGUAGACACUCGCUCUGGAAGCUGCUACCUGGAUGUUCGUUUACGAGGUGAUGCAUCAGAGAGCUUGGACUGCUCCAAUGAGAUCGGAGUUGGCGUUUCCAAGGCGUCUUGCUGCUGUUCCCUGGGCCAGGGCUGGGGAAAUCCAUGUGAAAAUUGCCCGUCCGUCAACUCUACUGAGUACAAGACGUUGUGUCCUGGAGGAGAAGGGUUCAGACCAAAUCCCAUCACAGUCAUCUUAGAAGACAUCAAUGAGUGCCAGGAGCUGCCCGGCUUGUGCCAGGGAGGCAAGUGCAUCAACACCUUUGGCAGCUUCCAGUGUGAAUGUCCGAGAGGAUACGCCCUCAACGUAGAGACCAGAGUCUGUGAAGAUGUCGAUGAGUGUGAACGACCAGGCAUCUGUGGCCCAGGCAAUUGCUACAACACCAUCGGGAACUACACCUGUAUCUGCCCUGUGGACUACAUGCAGGUCAACGGAGGAAACAACUGCAUGGACAUGAGGAAGAGCUACUGCUACAGGAACUUCUACACAGACAACGGCACAUGUGACGGAGAGCUGACCUUCAACAUGACCAAAAAGAUGUGCUGCUGCUCCUACAACAUUGGCCGUGCAUGGAAUAAACCCUGUGAACGCUGUCCUGUGCCCAGCACUGAUGAUUUUGCGAUCCUGUGCGGUAGCGAAAGACCCGGAUAUUACAUCGACAUCACCACUGGACGUGUCAUUGACAUUGAUGAGUGCAGGGAAAUCCCAGGUGUGUGUGAGAACGGAGUGUGCAUCAACAUGGUCGGCAGCUUCAGGUGUGAAUGCCCCAUUGGCUUCUUCUACAACGACAAGCUGCUGAUAUGCGAAGAUCUUGAUGAGUGUCAGAAUGGACCAAUGUGCCAGCAGAAUGCAGCCUGUCUGAACAUGCCUGGAAGCUACCGCUGCGAGUGUAAAACUGGAUAUCGCUUAACCUCCACUGGACAGUGUCUGGACCGUAAUGAAUGCAUUGAGAGCCCUGGUGUAUGUAAUCCUGGUCAGUGCAUUGACAUGCUGGGGAGCUACCGCUGCAUCUGCCCCAAUGGCUUCAAACCAACCAGAGACCAGUCGAUGUGUGUGGACGUGGACGAGUGUGAGAGACAACCCUGUGGAAACGGGACGUGCAAGAACACAGUGGGCUCCUACAACUGUCUCUGCUACCCCGGCUUCGUCAACUCGCACAACAGUGACUGCAUAGAUGUAGACGAGUGUUCCACACAGAGGGGCUUGUGUCGAAACGGCCAGUGUGUGAACACCGUGGGCACCUUCAUGUGUGUGUGCAAUGACGGCUAUGAGCUCACUUUAGACGGCAGGCUUUGCGCAGAUAUAAAUGAAUGUGCCGUGAAUCCAGGCACAUGUGGCGCAGGAACUUGUCUGAAUCUGGACGGCUCCUACAGGUGUAUCUGCCCGCCGGGCUACUAUCUCCAUGAGGAAACUUGUGAAGAUAUCGAUGAGUGCUUCCUGUCUCCGGAGAUCUGCACAUUUGGAACCUGCUCCAACACUGAAGGAAGCUUCACAUGCUCGUGUCCCGACGGCUUCCAGAUCUCUGACUCCGGACGCAGAUGUUUAGAUAUCCGGGUGAGCUACUGCUAUACCAAGUUUGAAAAUGGCCGCUGUCAGGCUCCAAAGCCUCAGAACACGACAAAGGAAGUGUGCUGCUGCACUGGAAUGCCCGGUCAAGGCUGGGGAGACCCCUGUGAAAUCUGCCCCACUAAAGGAGAGGAAGGGUAUCCUCUUCUCUGUAAAAAUGAGGGAUAUCAACGGGGGAAAGACGACCAUCAAAAAGAUGUCGAUGAAUGUCUCAAUAACCCUUGCACAAACGGUCAGUGCAUCAACACAGACGGCUCUUUCCGAUGUGAAUGUCCCAUGGGAUACCGUUUGGACAUAAGAGGAGUCACAUGUGAAGACACAAAUGAGUGUGAGAUUGGAAAUCCCUGCGGCAACGGCACGUGCACAAAUGUCAUUGGUGGGUUUGAGUGUGCAUGUGACGACGGAUUUGAGCCCGGACCAAUGAUGACCUGUGAAGAUAUCAACGAAUGCGCCCAGAAUCCUCUCCUGUGCGCCUUCCGCUGUGUUAAUGUGGUCGGCUCAUACGAGUGUAAAUGUCCCACCGGCUAUGUGUUGCGUGAGGACAGGAGGAUGUGUAAAGAUCAGAACGAGUGUGAGGACGGUAUAGAUGACUGUGCCAGCAGAGGCAUGACCUGCAAGAACCUGAUUGGUACAUACAUGUGCAUCUGCCCCCCUGGAUACACACGCUCGCCCGCUGGGGAUGGUUGUAUGGAUCUGAAUGAGUGUUCAGCCAAACCAGCGAUCUGUAAGAACGGCCGCUGCGUGAACUCAGUGGGAAGCUACCGCUGCAACUGUGACAAUGGAUUCGUGGCUAACCCUACGCAGACUGAAUGUAUUGAUAACCGUGAAGGCUUCUGUUUCACUGAAGUUUUGACCACUCUGUGCCAGAUGACCUCUAGUAACAGGAACAUGGUGACCAAGUCAGAGUGUUGCUGUGAUGGAGGCAGAGGCUGGGGCUCAAACUGUGAGCUCUGCCCCCUGCCCGGGACCACCCAGUACAAGAAGAUGUGUCCCCUUGGACCUGGGUACACCACAGAUGGCAGAGAUAUCGAUGAGUGUCGUGUGAUGGGGAACUUGUGCAAAAACGGUCAGUGUAUCAACACUUUGGGCUCUUACAGCUGCACCUGCAAACCCGGCUACACCAAUGACAUCAGCAGCACACUGUGUGUGGAUGUGGACGAGUGCAUACAGGCACCAAAGCCUUGUAACUUCAUCUGUAAGAACACAGAGGGAGGCUAUCUCUGUUCCUGCCCCCGUGGAUACAUCCUACAGGAAGAUGGGAAGAGCUGCAGAGAUCUGGAUGAGUGCUCGACCAAACAGCAUAACUGUCAGUUCCUUUGUGUUAACACCAUCGGUGGUUUCACCUGCAAAUGUCCUCCUGGCUUCACCCAGCAUCACACCGCCUGCAUCGACAACAAUGAAUGUGCAUCGGACCCCAAUCUGUGCGGCUCCAACGGUGUCUGCCAGAACACUCCGGGAAGCUUCAAUUGCGACUGCCAGCGGGGAUUCUCAUUAGAUCCAAACGCACAAACCUGUGAAGAUACGGACGAGUGUGAUGGAAACCACAGGUGUCAGCAUGGCUGUCAGAACCUGGUGGGCGGAUACAGGUGCAGCUGUCCACAAGGCUACCUUCAGCACUACCAGUGGAACCAGUGUGUGGAUGAGAACGAGUGCUCGAACAGCCAGAUCUGCGGUGGAGCAUCAUGCCACAACACCCUGGGGAGCUUCCGCUGCCUCUGCCCCACCGGCUUCAACUACGAGCAGACGAACGGAGGCUGCAGCGAUGUCAAUGAGUGCUCCACCAGCCAGAACCCCUGCAAGUUUGGCUGCUCCAACACAGACGGGGGCUACCUCUGUGGAUGUCCGACAGGAUACUUCCGCGCUGGACAAGGGCACUGUGUCACAGGUUUGGGCUUUACGAGUAGCGGCUCCACCCCUGGAGAGGGAGGUGAAGAGGACGAGAAUUCCCUUUCUCCUGAGGCCUGCUAUGAGUGUAAGAUCAAUGGGUAUCCCAAGAAGGGACGUAAACGUCGCAGUGCAGGCUCAACACAGGAGGAUCCUCAGGAAGACCUGCAGCUGACCGAGGAGAGGGUCAGCCUGGCCAGCGUGGACAUCGAGGACACCCUCCAGUUCCACCUGAACGUCAGCGACCUGAGUACCCGUGAUCACAUCCUGGAGUUCACCCCUGCCUUAUCCACCCUCGAGGACCAUGUGCGCUACAACAUCGACUACGGGAACGAUGAAGGCUACUUCAAGAUCAACCAGAGAGAGGGCGUCAGCUUCCUCCAUCUGAACAAGAAGAAGGCCCUCCCACCCGGGGCAUACUUCCUACAGAUCAGCAGCAUGCCUCUCUACAGGAAGAAGGAGCUGGCUGAGCUGGAGGACCAACACGAUAAAGACUACCUCACAGGACAGCUGGGAGACGUACUGAAGAUGAGGGUGCAGAUCAUCCUCCAUUAACCGUCACAAGACUGAGGCGGGCAGAUGUUGCCAUUAGCUGCUGAUCCAACGUCAGGCUCACACUUCCCCAGAGGCAAAACAUCUCUGACUCUGGAUCAGUGGUUUGAGGUGACUCCUACUUGCUCCUACAAGGAGAAGAGCUCGCCACCAAAGAGACAAGGGGACGGGGGGAGGGACUGCAUCAUUUGAUUGCCAAAGAUGAUUCUACAUAUCAUAGAUACAAGUUCUGGGCAAAUGCCAGCUGAGUGGGGCAGUAUGAAAGAUUUCAGUCAAAUGAAGAGUCCUGACACGCGACAUGAGCGGUGGGAAGCACUAUUUAGAGUGUGAAUGGCUUUUUAAUGUAGGGUUUAAUGUUGUACGAUGAUAUGUGGAAUCAGGUGCCACUUUGAAGGGCAUGAGGACUGCAGGAAGCUCUAAAAAAUGGUUUGUUUUUUUUAGAACUCAAUGUAGGUGGAAUAAAAGGGUAGGUCCUAAUAGUCUAAAUAAAUUCAUUUCCUCCCCUCAGGUGAAUGACUGCACAAACCUGGAUCAAUGAAAGUCAGCUCAUUUUUCCUUCCCCAGAUGUUAAUUUAUGGAGUGAAAAUUUGAAGAAAAAAAACAAAAAAAAGGUAUACAAAUGCUAAGGAGAGGAAAGGAACCCACUAUGGACUAUUGAGAUGCAGCCAUGUCUGAGCUUGAAUGACUCCUACUGCAUAUUUAACUAUGCUUUUCCAUCUUUUCUACUGACUAGAAUAUUUCAUAUUUACUGGUGCUAGCAACACGACCACAUAGACUUCUGAAUGCACUGUACUACUAUACAAAACUCUGUAGUCAACAAGAUACAAUCCCAUCGGCCAUUCUGAAGAUGUCACGUCUUUGCAACAGUAACAGCUAGCUUCAUCGCCUGAGCGCUCUCCUCUAUAGUACAUGUAAAUUGUGUUUAUACUGUAAUAAUCAAUGCCACUUUUAAUCUAUGAAGCAUUUGUAAACUCUAGGAAGCCCCUGGAAAAGAGGGGUUUGUAAUGGUGCUUAUAAUGACCAACUACUUCCUUUGUAAACUGUAUACAUACACACACCUGCACACACACACAAAACACACAUUGAUGAUGCCAAACCUGGGCCUUCAUGAUUAUGCACUGAGGUCUUUGUGGCCACACAUUCUCUCACAAGUACAAUCAGUGCUGCAUUGCCACAGACCUGCCUGACACCAGUCUGUGUUCUCUGUUCACAUCAGUGAGGGUUUAGUUGUACAUUCACAAUAAAAACAUAUUUUUGGUGUUUAUGUA